Linum trigynum is the source of this 3794-nucleotide messenger RNA. Lineage: Eukaryota; Viridiplantae; Streptophyta; Magnoliopsida; Malpighiales; Linaceae. The record is from the annotation of a GenBank genome assembly.
UAUAACAUUGAGGAGUUCCUCCAGAACCAAACCCUCAUGCCAAUCAGGUACUCUUACUCAGACAUCAAGAAAGUCACCGAAGGAUUCAAGGACAAGCUAGGUGAAGGUGGGUUUGGCUCUGUCUACAAAGCAAAGCUACGUGGUGGCAGCUUUGCAGCUGUGAAGAUACUUGGGACCAAGAAGUUGUCCACAGCUGGAGGAGGAAGUGGUGGUCAAGACUUCAUGAGUGAGGUUGCUACCAUUGGUAGGAUCCACCAUGCCAAUGUGGUGAGGCUGAUUGGCUACUGUUCCGAAGGACCAAAGCGAGCUCUUGUCUAUGAGUUCAUGCCAAAUGGUUCACUCGACAAGCACAUCUUUCACCACAAGCAAAGUUCUUUGAGCUUGGAACAAUUGUACCAUAUCUCCCUUGGAGUGGCCCAUGGGAUCGAGUACCUGCACCGCGGCUGCACAAUGCAGAUACUGCAUUUCGACAUCAAGCCCCACAACAUCCUCCUCGACCAAAGCUUCAACCCUAAGAUAUCCGAUUUUGGAUUGGCUCAGUUGAAUCAGCCUGGUGGCGAUCACAGCAUCGCCACUAUGACAGCAGCAAGAGGGACCAUUGGGUACAUGGCACCCGAGAUGUUCUAUAAGAACAUUGGAACGGUGUCUUACAAAGCCGAUGUAUACAGCUUUGGGAUGCUGAUCCUGGAAAUGACAGGUAAAAGGAAGAAUCAGAAUGCAGCGACGGAUCGUUCGAGCGUUUACUUCCCCUCAUGGGUUCACAACGAGGUGUCUACGCCCGGGACUCCGAUUGCAGUUGGAGAAGUCACAGAAGAGGAAGACGACAUUGCCAAGAAGAUGGUGAUUGUAGGAUUGUGGUGCAUCCAGACCAAUCCCGCCAAUCGUCCUCCGAUGAACAAAGUGGUGGAGAUGCUUGAAGGCGACUUGGAAAGCCUGCCGCUGCCUCCAAAGCCUGUUUUGUAUGCCGGAGAAACUGUAACGAGGAAUGAAGAAGAAUCAUCGACUUCUUCAUAUAUGUCAUCCACGUGUACACAAUCAAUUAUCAGUACAGUAAACAAUAAUGAAUCUCCACAAUGAUGGUUGAUAAUAAUGCAGCUCAAGUUCGCUUCUUCUUGUGAAAAUGACUAUGUCAAAAUUCCAAUUUGAUCUCAUCUCCCCCUACAAGAAAAAGGUUCGAAACAACUACAUUUACCUGAGAGAACUGGACAGCGACGGCGAGCUGGUCCAGCAACUUCGAAGGAGUGACGGCCGGCCUCCUCGCUCCUGUCUUGACCGCGGAGACUGCAUAGUGAUUGAGUUGGAAGUCAACGGCGGUCAGUUCAACGUCAUCGGACUGAGGGACUAACACGGAAUGCCGGAUUGAAGAUUUAUAGGGUUUUCAAAUUUUUUGGGACGAAAUUUGGGAGGAUGGAGAAGAAGACUAGGGUUCAUUGUUCUUCAAUCUUUAUUCGUUUUUUUUUUUUUUUGGCGCGGGCUUAAUUAUCGCGGGAAUCGGUUCUGCCGAUGCUCAACCCGACCCGACUAUUUGGAUUAAUUAUAACAGGCCCGGCCCAAUAAGGUUCGUCAGCCCAAUAGUUUUAACAGGUAGUUUUGUUCAAUGUGUUGGAGUUGGAGCUAUGAGACUAUGGACAAAUCAUGUUGGAGUAACUACUUUCUUAAGUGGAUGUGUUAAACACAUUUAAGGAAAAUCGAUGUAUCUUUCGAUUGCAUAUUCUUAUUAGUUUUAACGUCUACCAUAAUAAAUUCAUACGACAAACUUUUUUUAACUUGAAACAAUAUUAUAUAUGUUGUUUGCUACUAAAUUUAUACUCAUUUCUACAAACGUAAAGAAACAUAAAUGGAGUAACCAAGGAGUCGGGGAGAAGUGGAAAUUAAAUCAUAACGUGUACCACCAGUCGUAGUUUAAUAACUACAAUCGGCAACAAAUUGUAACAAUUGGGUUGCACUUACUGGAAAUUUAUUAAUUUAUGACACAUCUCCAAAAACUUAUUGGUCGAUUUCCAAUCAGACUUCAUGAUAACAUUUGAACUUACAUUUCCGUUGAUAAUAAUCGUGAUUGCUCAAACUACACAUGCAAUUAAUCAAAUGUAUUUUUGAGCAUGGUUCCUUGUUGCUCAAUUUAUUGUAUCAUUAUUAACUAGGAAUCAUUUUUUACGACUCCUCAUCCCACUUAUUAAUAUCAUCGAUACUUCUCCACGUUUGUAAUUCGUAAGAUUUUUCAUAUAAUUUGACUUAUUUUUAAUAAGCACCAAACCAUUAAAAAAAACUCCUAUCAAACACUUCCCAAUACAAAUCAUUUAUCUUUUGAGAAUUCUCAAUCUUUCUGCGUAUUCUUGGCAUAAAACACUUUUAUUUUCUCCCUUUUCCUCCCCUUCCGUCAGGGGAAAAAAGGUUGAAUUUUUAAGUUAAGAGCUCUAUUCAAUUCGUAGUUCAAGCUUACAUAGACGGAGAGGCCGGGAGAGAUAUUCUGAGCGAAACGAGAAACCGAGACAGAGGGAAAAAGGAGGUCGGGGAAGGGCAGAAUUGAGGAGCGCCGUGGUGGGAGCUGCGGAUCUGGUCCUGAGAUUUCCUCCCCGCCGGCGAGCUUGUUUGAUCCCUCCGGAGAAUGCGUUGUUAACGGAAGCUAUCACAUCAGAGGUCGUAAUAGUUCCUCCUUUUUUUCCCGCGUUUCUUCACCCUUUCCGUUCCUUUCGGUUUGUCGGCGGAAUGUUUGGGUUGUGAAUUUUGGUGGCGGGGGCGAGCGAUCUGAUCCUUUCGCCGCCGCCGGCAUUCCUGGUUCUAGAUCUCACAAUGCCGCCGUUACCAAUCUGUGAAUUUCCUGUUUUGUGUUGGAAAUCUGGUUUUCCCCAUAUCCCCAGAUAGAUUAAGCUCGUCUUAUUGGAAAAUGGGUUUAUAACUCUAUCUGCGGGAGCGUAAAUGUUUGAUAUGUAUUGUUGCAGAUUCGGUUUCUUAAAAGUAUCCGUGACGGGCAUUUUGGUGAAGCUAUGAAAAACGGCAUGAUAGAAUGCAGCGUGUGCCAUUCCAAGCUGGUGUCUCCUUCUUCCAAAACAGUUUCGAGGGCUUAUGACAGGCACAAGAGCAGGGUGUCGUCCAAGCUGAGAGCCCUCAAUGUGUUGUUGGUUGUGGGUGAUUGUAUGCUAGUUGGCUUACAGGUGAUUGAUCUGGGUUUUUCUAUUCUUGCUCUUUUGAAAUGUGAAAUUGAGCUGGCAGUAUAUUAUGGUAAACAGUGUAGGCGGGUACUGAGAUGCUUUAGUUGAACUGGUUUUGUAGACCUCUUUGAUGAUUUCAGCUUAUCAUGCGUGCAUAAUGUGUGCCUUGUUGGAGGUUAUUGUUGCAGCAUGUUUCUGUUGGAAGUUUUCACAUCCGUUCUCAUCUGCAGACUUGUAUGGUAGAGUUAUACGGAUAUGUCUCAUACAUUGUUAAUCCUAGCUGAGUGAUAUAUCCCACACAGGACGAGUGUCAUAUGAUUUUGCGGGUUUGUCCAUAGUGAUGGACGGGGGAGCUGCCUGGUGACCAUAAGGGUAUACCAGAACUUGUAGCAUUAGCAUUGUUCUCACAGUUCAUUGGUUGGAAAGAUGUGAUAUUUUAUUCUUAAAUCCGAUAAGUUGAGACGUGGGUUCUUUCUCAUGUUGCUGAAAUCCUUUGUCCGCUAAACAUCUAUGCUGGUUAAGCUUAGGCCCAGUGUGUAAAUCAUUGAUGUUUUCCUGCUGCAUGUUCCUGCCUUCAUUACGGUAUUUUUGUUGCAGGCUUACAAAUUACUGUAAUUUGUUUAUUAAUAUACUUAAGUUCCUAAU